UCUCCUCCCCGGGACCUUCCGCCCUCCCCUUGUCGCGAUUGGCCGGAGCGCUCGCGGACGCUGCCUGCCGCGCCCUCAUUGGCUGGAGCGCUCGCGCACGCUGACUGACGGGGCGCGCGCCGUCCAUCAAACCCUCGGCAGCCAAUGGGGAGCCGCAGAUCCGUAGCGGAAGUGCGUGGGCGGGGCCGGAAGCGGCGCUCUGUGGCCGUGCCGGUGCCGAUCCCGGUGCCGGUGCCGAUCCCGGUGCCGGAGCCGCUCCCGGUUCGGGCCCGAUCGCGGCGCCGGGGCCGCUCCCGGUGCAGAUUGCGGUGUCGGGGCCGCUCCCGGCGCGGGUUCCGCUCCCGGUGCCCUGCCGGUGCCGCGGCGAUGCCGCGCUGGGCGCGGGGCUGGCCCGAGGCGCUCAAGGCCCGCGCCGCCCGGUACGCGCUGCAGCGCUGGCUCGGGCCCUUCCUGGAGGAGCCGCUGCGGCUCGAGCAGCUCGGGCUGGACCUGCGGGGAGGCACCGGGACCCUGCGGGAGCUGCGGCUGCGGGCGGCGGCCGUGGACGAGCUGCUGGCGGCGGCGGCGGCGCCGCUGGAGCUGCGCGAGGGCGGCCUCGGGGCCGUGACGGUCACCGUGCCCUGGGCCCAGCUGGGCUCCGAGCCCGUGCGGCUGCGGCUGCAGCGCCUGCGCCUCGUGCUGCGGCCCCGCCCGCCGGGGUCCCCAGGGCCGGGGUCGCCCCCCCCAGGGGGGUCGCAGCAGGGCCGGGACCCCCCCCCAGAGCCGCCCCCGCUGGAGGGGCUGGAGGCGCUGGCAGUGACCAUCGACACAGUGCUGCGCCGCCUGCAGGUGCUGCUGGAGGACACCGAGCUCCGCCUGGAGCUGCCCCCGCAGCCCGGGGGGGGGCCCGGGGGGGGCCCUGGAGCUGCACCUGCCCAGGUGCCCGUGUCCCCCCCCGUGCUGGCCGCUCUCCUGCCGGGCCCCUCGGAGCUGUGCCUGCGCCUGAAGCAGAACGAGAACGUGCCGGGCCCAGGGGUGGAGCUGGAGGGGAAGGUGGGGGCCCUGCACCUGCUGCUGCCCCCCCCCCUGCUGGGGACCCUGCGGGGGCUGCUGGGGGCCCUCGACCCCCCCGGUGCCCCCCCCGGGGGUCGCAGCCGCCCCCUGGGCCCCCAGGACCUGGCGCUGAUCGAGCGGGAGCUGAGCCGGGGGCUGCGGGGGGGGGUGCAACCCCCCGAGCCCCUCCGGGGAGGACCCCGACACCGAGCUGUUCUACUCCAUGACGGGGUCCCUGGGGGGGGGGGGACAGCGCUGCCCCCUCCGAGGAGACCCCCACGGGCAGCCCCUCCCCCAGCCCUGCGGGCAGCCCCCGGCCCCGCCGCCCCUCCCCCCACAGCUGCGCCCCCCCAGGUGACCCUGGGGACCCUCACCGCCGUCCUGCCCGAGCCGGGGGGACCCCCCUGCCCCGCCCACCAGCGCCUCUGGGCGGAGCUCUGCGAUGGACACGCCCACCCCACCUGGGACCGCGCCCUGCCCUUCCCCCACCUCAGGCUCUCUGCGGGGGGGGUCCAGCUCUGGCUGUCCUGGGGGGCUGCGGGGGGGCCCCGUGGUGGGCUCUCGCUCGCCCGCCUGGAGCUGCAGGAGGAGCUGCCGGGGGCGGAGCCUGACCACAUUCAGGUCCUGCGUUUCCCCACCCCCCCGGCUGAAGGCCCCGCCCAGCCCGUGCUCCGCCUCCGCUGGGGCCCCCCUGGCCCUGCCCCCCCUGGGGCCCCGCCCCUUCCCAAGACCCCCCAAUUCCCCCCUGACCCCCGCGCCCCCCAGGGCCCCCCCCCCCCGCUGGAGCUGGGGGUGCAGCUGAGCCCCCCCGAGGCCGAGCUGGACCUGGGGCUGCUCGAGCGCCUCGGCCCCGCCCUCGAGGCCGUCCUGGGCCACGCCCACCCUGGCCGGGACACGCCCACAGCGCAGGAUGCGCCUCCUGAUGAGGUGCAGUGGGCGUGGCCCCUGGUGCGGUGGGCGGUGCCAGGGGCGGGGCUGCGGCUGUGGCUGCCCCUGACUGACCUGCGCCCCGCCCCCCUACGUGCCCCUCCCCCCCGGCUCCGCCCUGAGAGCCUCUGGGUGGGGCUGGGUGGGGCCCGGGGCUGGGUGGGGCCGGUGGGCGGGGCCAUUGCCUGCGACCACCUGGAGGUGACGUACGAGGCCGAGGACAUGGGGACCCUGCCCUGCCUGCGCGCCGAGCCGGGGCCCGGCCCGGGGGGCGUCCCCAGCGUGCCCACGCUGGAGGUGACAGUGGCUGCGACCCCUCCCCAGGGCCCCUCCCCCGGGCCCCCCCCGACCCCGUUCUCCGCCCGGCGCAGCAUCUACGAGAGCCACGAGCUGGUGCUGCCCGGGACCCCCGAGGAGCUGGGGGCGUUCGUGGGCGGGGCCCUGGGCGGGGCCCCCUGGAGCCUGCAGGUGACGCUGCCCCGAGCACACCUGAGCCUGAGCACCCCCGAGCUGCUGCAGCGCCUCUACAACAGGAUCAACAACGACCUCCUGCUCUGGGACCCGUCUGGCCCCGCCCCCUCAGCUGGCCCCACCCUCCAUGGAGAUCACGCCCCCUCAGAGGACUCCGCCCCUUUGGAGGACUCCACCCAUUCAGAAGGCCCCACCCCCUUCAAGCCCUGCAGGUCUGGGCUGGGCACAGACUCGGAGGAGGAGGAGGAGGAUGAUGAAGGCCCCGGGGGGUCCCUGCAGGACCUUGGGGACCUUGGGGACCCCCCCGGGCCCCGCCAGAGCGGCGGCGCCAUCCUGGUCACCGUGCCCUGGGGCUGUGUCACCGCCGAGUGUCCCCCCGCGGGGGGGCUGCCGGGCUCGCGGCUGGUGCUGGAGCUGGGGGAGGGGCGGCUGUGUGUCCUGCCCCGCCCGGGGGGGCAGCGGGGCCUGACCCGGGCCGGGGCCGACGCGCGGAGCCUGCGGCUGCUGCACGGACCGGUGCCCGCGGAGGGGGAGGGGACGCCCCCCCCCCUUUUCCCCACCCUGGUGCCCUGGGAGGAGCCCGCGCCCCCCCCCGGCGCCCCCCCGCCCCCCCGGAUGAUGGCGCUGGCGCUGAGCGGGCACCUGAGCCCCCGCGGGGACACCAAGGAGCUGGAGGUGGCCCUGGCCCUGGAGGGGCUGAUGCUGCGGCACCGGCCCGACCCCCCCGGGACCCCCUGGUACCGCCAGCUGCUGGCCCUGCUGGCCCUGGAGGACGAGCCGGUUUUGGGGUACACGGCCCCCACGCCCCUGACCCAGCUGCACCUGCACCUGCAGCGCUGCGGCCUCGACUACAGGCCGCCCCUCCCCCUGCGGGUGCUGGUGACAGCCGAGACCCUGAGUGUCACCUGUGGGAGCGGCCCCGACCCCCGCCCGGGGGGGCUCAGGCUGUUGGUGGAUGACGGCUCCGUGUUCCUGAGCGAGCGCUGCGGGGAGGGGCUGGACCUGCAGAGGGAUUUCGUCUCCGUGCUCGACGUCGAUUUCCUGGAGCUGCUGCUGAGCACCGGGAGGGGGGGGGACGGCGAGGGGGGGGCGCCCCCCCCCGAGGAGCUGCUGGUGGCCCCCGCCCGGCUGCGGGGCCGCACCUGCGCCGACAGCGCCGCCGCCAUCGCCCGCCUGCUGCAGCACCUGGGCGCCCCCCCGGGACCCCCCCCCGGCCCCGGGACCCCCGCCCCACCGGCCCCCCCGGGGGCAGCCAAGGAGAGACCCCCGGGGCAGGAGGAGCCCCCCCCGGGGGGAGAGCAGGCCGCCCCCGCCCCCAUCAACCAGCAGGACCUGGCGGACGCCCUGAGGGACCCCCCCGGGACCCCCCCCGGGGACCCCCGGACCGCCGGCCAGGCCCCGCCCCCCCCGGCCCCCCCCCGUGUCGCUGUACCUGUUCCCGGGGGAGGGGGGGGGCUCCGCCCGGGCCCCCCCCCGAGCCCCCCCGGGGGGGGCGGUGCCGGCCCCGCCCCCGAGCCCGGCCCCGCCCCCGAGCCCGGCCCCGUCCUCGAGCCCGAGCCCGAGGGGUUCUGCGUGCUGGAGGCGCCCGAGAGCCCCGAGCCCGCCUGUCCCCGCGUGCGCUGGCUGUCCCCCGGGCCCCUGCGCAUCGUCCCCGGCCAUUUCGGGGUCCCGCGGGGGGGGGCGGGGACCGGCUGCGCCCCCCCCCCGGGGCUGCCCCCCCCCCCACACCCGCCUGCUCCUGCGCGACCUCAGCCUCACCUGGGCGCUCUUCGGGGGGGCGGGGACUUCGGCCCCGCCCCGCACAGGCCCCGCCCCCGCAGCGCCGGCCCCGCCCCCCCGCGGUGGCGCUGCCAGGGGGGCCCCGGGAGGGUCCAGGAGCAGCUGAUGGAGCUGUACCUGGGCAAGGUGUGCCUGCAGCACGAGACGUACCUGGCCGCACCCGGGGGGUGCCCGGGGGGGCCCCGGGGGGGGGUCCUGGGCCCGGGGGAGACCCCCACGUCCCGGCUGGUGCUGCUGGUGCCUGAGCUGGAGCUGCGGGACCGCCUGGGGGGGGGGCAGCGCGCCCCCCCUUCAGCCGCCACCCCCGGGGGGGCGCCGCCCCCCGCAGCCCCCCCACGGUAA
Molecule: messenger RNA, 4551 nt
Organism: Haemorhous mexicanus (house finch)
Lineage: Eukaryota; Metazoa; Chordata; Aves; Passeriformes; Fringillidae
Product: autophagy-related protein 2 homolog A-like
Exons: 32
Coding region: 145-4551 (1468 amino acids)
Biological process (GO): autophagy of mitochondrion; reticulophagy; autophagosome assembly
Cellular component (GO): phagophore assembly site; extrinsic component of membrane
Molecular function (GO): phosphatidylinositol-3-phosphate binding
Source: RefSeq, a predicted model, not a curated record